Molecule: messenger RNA, 1412 nt
Organism: Hyphopichia burtonii NRRL Y-1933
Lineage: Eukaryota; Fungi; Ascomycota; Pichiomycetes; Serinales; Debaryomycetaceae
Gene: TPK2
Product: cAMP-dependent protein kinase catalytic subunit
Exons: 2
Coding region: 340-1266 (308 amino acids)
Biological process (GO): peptidyl-serine phosphorylation
Cellular component (GO): nucleus; cAMP-dependent protein kinase complex
Molecular function (GO): ATP binding; cAMP-dependent protein kinase activity
Source: RefSeq, a predicted model, not a curated record
AACAUAUUGAAAAAACUUCAUAUCACUAGGCUGAAUAAUUCAGAUUCCAAUUCCAAUUCCAAUUCAAAUAGUGCUGAAAUUUCCCAAGUUCCAACUUCUCAACAACAAGAACAAGCUCAUCACGAUCAACAAGUACACCAACAUAACCAACAAAUACACCAACAACUACAACAACAACAGCAACAACAGCAACUAUCUCAACAUCCUGCAAUUACUGAACAACAGCAACAACAAAUUAGGAUUCAACAACAACGUACUAAUGAUGCAAUCCAACGUUCUCUUUUACCUGAGCGUUCUACCAUUUCAAAAGGUAAAUAUUCUUUAACUGAUUUUCAUAUCAUGAGAACUUUGGGUACUGGUUCAUUUGGUCGUGUUCAUUUGGUUCGUUCAGUUCAUAAUGGUCGUUAUUAUGCUAUUAAAGUUUUGAAAAAACAUCAAGUUGUUAAAAUGAAACAAGUUGAACAUACUAAUGAUGAACGUAGAAUGUUAAAAUUAGUUGAACACCCAUUUUUAAUUCGUAUGUGGGGGACUUUCCAAGAUCUGAAAAAUUUAUUUAUGGUUAUGGAUUAUAUUGAAGGUGGUGAAUUAUUUUCUCUUUUAAGAAAAUCUCAACGCUUCCCAAACCCAGUGGCUAAAUUUUAUGCUGCCGAAGUUGUUUUAGCUUUAGAAUAUUUACAUAGCCAUGAUAUUAUUUAUCGUGAUUUGAAACCUGAAAAUAUAUUACUAGAUCGUAAUGGUCAUAUAAAAAUAACUGAUUUUGGUUUUGCUAAAGAAGUUUCAACUGUUACUUGGACUUUAUGUGGUACACCUGAUUAUAUUGCUCCUGAAGUUAUUACUACCAAGCCUUAUAAUAAAUCAGUUGAUUGGUGGUCUUUAGGGGUCUUAAUUUAUGAAAUGUUGGCUGGAUAUACCCCAUUUUAUGAUUCAACUCCAAUGAAAACUUAUGAAAAAAUUUUAUCUGGUAAAAUUCAUUUCCCAAGUUUUAUGGGUCCCGAUGUUAUUGAUUUAUUAUCAAGAUUAAUAACUGCUGAUUUAACUAGUAGGUUAGGUAAUUUAUUAAAUGGUCCUGCUGACAUUAGAAACCAUUCUUGGUUUUCAGAAGUCGUUUGGGAAAAAUUGUUAGCUAAAGAUAUUGAAACUCCUUACGAACCUCCAAUUACUGCUGGUGUUGGUGAUUCAUCAUUGUUUGACCAUUAUCCUGAAGAACAUUUAGACUAUGGUUCGAUUGGAGAAGACCCUUACUCUCAAUACUUCAACGAUUUCUAAUCUAAUAUCAGAAAGAAAAAAAAAAACAAACCUCCCCAUCCAAAAAAAAAAACAAAAAAAAUCCAUCACCAGGUCUUGCUUUUUCCCAUUGAGGUUCAGCCUUAAUUAGCCUUAUUUCCCUUUUGUUUUAGUAUGUCUAAAUUAUU